Salpingoeca rosetta is the source of this 3430-nucleotide messenger RNA. Its product is annotated as ubiquitin protein ligase E3A. Gene Ontology annotation, biological process: protein polyubiquitination. Gene Ontology annotation, molecular function: ubiquitin protein ligase activity. The record is from RefSeq and is a predicted model, not a curated record. The transcript is spliced from 19 exons. The coding region runs from base 35 to 3025 and encodes 996 amino acids. Lineage: Eukaryota; Choanoflagellata; Craspedida; Salpingoecidae.
CACACACACACACACACACACACAGCAGACAGACAUGGACGGGGGUGAUGGUGGCGGCCGUGAAGGCAGCAGCCACAACAGCAGCAGCAACCACAACGGCAGCAGAGCAGCGACCCAAGGCGAGACCAGCGACGGUAGGAGGAGCUCUUCGACCACCACAAGUGGUCGUGGGAGGUCAGGCACCUCGAAGAAGAGCAAGAAGACACCCAUCCCACCCGAGGACUACUCAACUUUCCUCAAGAGCUGCCGCCUUCUCACAAAGCAUUACGUGGGCCAGUACUUUCUCCAGUACCAGGAACAAGACAAGGCCAGCGGUAAAGAGCCUAACCCCAAGGAUGUUGCUUGUCGAGCAAUUGCCGCCGUCCAAGGCUUUGGUCUGCAAAAGUUGCAGAGCACCCGUCGAGGCGUUCGCCUGGAACACAUCACCAAACACAAAGGCCCAGAGUUGCAGCAGUUCAUGGUUGAGUGCUUCUCUCACCUCGCGAGCCUGGGGCACCUGUUUUUCGAGCCGUCGACAGCAGACUCGCCGCUGCGCUUGAACUGGCGGGAAAUGGGCGACUUUUACGCCCAGCAUGCUGAGGAGCUGAACACGAGUGCCAUGAAGACAGCGAUGAAGACUACGCUGGCACGGGCAAAGACGAUUCUGCAAUCGCACGACUGCGUCUCGCGAAACAAUCUGCGCGCCAUUGUCAACCUGCUGUUUCUGACGGUGCUUGGGAUGAGCGAGGAGCCGGAGAUUGUGGUGGCGAUGGGGCGGACGCUGCGCUAUGUCUUCUCUCCCUGCGCAAACGCAAUUGCACACGUGCUGGCCAUGUUGCCACGCGAGCUGUUUGCAGACAUGGUGCGGCGGGUGGAGGCAGCGCUUGCCAUCCAUGUGCUCAGCAUCCCAGAGCCCUCUGUCGACUACCACGGCGUGGUGAUCCACCCAAUGUACAAGGACAGGACGACCAAGUGCUACCUGCAGCUGCUUGACAUGCUGUUCAUCUCAAACCUGCGCCGGCGGCCCGUGACCAUCAUCCAGGGUGUUGACUUUGCCGGCGCGGGCGAGGUGGAGGUGGGCGCGAGCACACCUGCUGGCGGUGAUGAGGGCGAAGGGCAGGGCGCAACGAAGAUGGUGGAGGAUGUGCAGGUGGAGGGCGACAAGCAGAGCGGGCACGACAUGGACACGGCCAAGGACGAAGAGGCAUCCACACAUGCAGCAACCGGCACAGCAAGCAGUACUGACACGGCGCAAUCAGCAACAGCCGCAUCAGAAGCAGCGACAGCGACUUCGGGGGAUGGCAUGGACACGAGUGCAGACACAGACAACGGUGAGCCGGGGCUGGCCAACGCGGCAUCACAACGUGGCGAUGGUCGUGGCGGUCGCCGUCAUGCUGGCGACGAUGACGACGAUGAAGGCGAUGGCGAAUGCAACGGCGAUGGUGGUGGUGGCGGCGGUGAUAAUGACGAGGAGGACGAGGAGGCGUGCGUUGGGGGCACGGAUGCAGGACAAAGCGGUGGUUAUGGCGAUGGUGAUGGCGAUGACGACAGCAGCGAUACCGGCGGGCCAACCAGUGUUGGCAGCGACGAGACGGAUGAGAGCAUGGAUGGUGUGGCAGCGCUGCGACGCACCUCCGAACGCGAGCAGGAGGACAUGUUUGACUUCAACUUUGACCCGCGCCUGCUUGUGAGCCGCAAGGUUGACGAACCGAUCAAGAACGCUGGGGAGCGCAUUCCGCUAGAAGAUUUUGUCAACGAGGCCAUCAGUGAGGAGAUGGACUACCUGCUUGAUGUCGUCGUGCUGCUCCAGACACAAGUCUACACCAACCUCGGGCCCGUCCCCUCUCCGCGCCUCUCCUUCUCCCGCAGUGCGCCGUAUGUCCUGAGCGUGGAUGCAAAAGCGCAACUCUUCUCGCAGGAGACCACGAUGCUGCAGAACAGGGCCGCACGCGCCAUCUUCGGGGCAGGCAUGUUCCGCCAAUCCCUCAACAUCUCUGUGCACAGGGACACGCUUGUGCGAGACACGAUCACGCAGUUGUCGAGUCUUCAAAUCUCCGACCCGGACGCCCUCAAGCGCCCGCUGCGCAUCAAAUUCCGUGGCGAGCAGGGUCUGGACGAGGGCGGGCUGAAGAAGGAGUUUUUCCAGCUGCUGAUCCGAGAGCUGUUUGACCCGAAGUAUGGCAUGUUCGUGUACCACGAGGAGACGCGCUUCUUCUACUUCAGCACAAGCUCGCUCGAGGCGCCGGACGAGUACCGGCUGCUGGGGAUGCUGCUUGGUCUCGCCAUGUACAACCGCGUCAUUCUGGACGUCCACUUUCCCUUUGUCGUCUACAAGAAGCUUCGCGGAGAGGCUGUUGGGCUUGAGGAUCUUGCGGAGUUCAACCCGGAGCUUGCGCGCGGGCUGAAGCAGCUGCUGGACUAUCCCGGUGAUGAUGUGGAGGACGUCUUCUGCAGAACCUUCUCCGUCGAGUCUGAAGUGUUUGGUGCACGACAAGAACACGAGCUCAAACCCGGCGGCAAAGACAUUCCCCUCACAUCAAGCAACAAGGAGGAAUAUGUGCGGCUGUAUGUGGACUGGAUCCUGAACAAGAGCAUUGAGCGGCAGUUCUCGGCCUUUCGCAACGGGUUCACGUCGGUGGUGUCCGGCUCCAAGAUCAUCAAGCUGCUGACGACCAAAGACCUGCAGCAGAUUAUCUGUGGCGAGGAGCACCUCGACUUUGAUGAGCUGGAGCGCGUGGCGUCGUACGACCACGGCUACCAGCGGGACUCCACCAUCGUCAAGUGGUUUUGGGAGAUUGUCAAGCAGUUUUCAGACGAGGACAAGAAGAAGCUGCUGUUCUUCACCACGGGUUCCGAUCGCGUCCCCGUUGGCGGGCUCUCCAAGAUGGCCUUUGUCAUCUGCAAGCAGGGUGCUGAUUCGGACCAGCUGCCGACGUCGCACACGUGCUUCAACACGUUGAUGCUUCCCGAGUAUCCAACGAAAGAGAAGCUUGAGCAGCUCUUGCGUAAGGCCAUCAGCCACGCAGAAGGGUUUGGCAUGCUGUGAUGUGAUGGGAUGAAAUUCCGAGACCUCACGCACACGUGGCAGUCUGAGGACGUGACAGGACAACCUUUCCGAAUGUAAUGCAAGCUGCACUGUACGCUGUCUGUCUGUUUGGCUGGGCUUGGUCUUUGUGUGUCUUUUCGUUUGUUUUGCAGACAUUUUACACGCUCGGUCUGCUUGUUUGCUUGCUCGUUUGCUUGCUUGUCUUGUUGUAGUCUUUUCUUUCGUGGUGGUUGAUGAGGGAGGCUUCACAACAGGGCCGUGGGUCCGUUAGUGCUUCCGCUGUGCUGUGAUGUGAUGUGUUGUGAUAGCGCCAUGUUUGUGACUCCUGUCCCUGGUCUGUCUCGGUUCGUUGGUCCUUUGUUCGUUUGGUCAACCACCUGCAGUAGUAAACGGCAAUACACAGCA